UCAAAGCCGGGUCACGCGCCGCGCGCCCGAGGCCCGUGCGCACUCUGCCCGUGGCCGCCCGGACCCGGCUGCCCCGCGCGCUGCCAUGGAGCGCAUCGAGGGCGCGGCCGUGGGCCGCUGCGCAGCCUCGCCCUACCUGCGGCCUCUCACGCUGCACUACCGCCAGAAUGGCACUCAGAAGUCGUGGGACUUCAUGAAGACACAUGACAGUGUGGCCAUUCUCAUGUUCAACUCUUCCCAGCAGAGCCUGGUGUUGGUGAAGCAGUUCCGGCCAGCUGUGUAUGUGGGCGAGGUGGAGCGCCUCUUCCCCGGGUCCCUGGCGGCCGUGGACCGGGACGGACCCCGGGCGCUGCAAGUGGAGCUGCCUGGCUCGGCGGGGGCGACCUACGAGCUGUGCGCCGGCCUCGUAGACCAGCCCGGGCUCUCGCUGGAGGACGUGGCCUGUGCGGAGGCUUGGGAGGAGUGCGGCUACCGGCUGGCUCCCUCCGACCUGCGCCGGGUCGCCACCUACAAGUCUGGCGUGGGACUGACCGGCUCCAGCCAGACCAUGUUCUACGCAGAGGUGACCGAUUCCCAGCGGAGCGGCCCGGGCGGGGGCCUGGCAGAGGAGGGUGAGCUCAUCCAAGUGGUGCAUCUGCCGCUGGAUGGGGCCCAGGCCUUCGCGGACGACCCGGAUGUCCCCAAGACCCUCGGUGUCAUCUUCGGCAUCUCCUGGUUCCUCAGCUGUGUGGCCCCUGGGCUGGGUCCCCGGUGAGACUCCGGGGGGGGGGGUCGAGACCAAGGUCGGCCACGGUCACCUCCUGCAGACCAAAUAAAGGCUUGUAGAACUCCA
Panthera uncia (snow leopard) is the source of this 832-nucleotide messenger RNA. RefSeq names its product nudix hydrolase 14 (gene NUDT14). Gene Ontology annotation, biological process: nucleoside phosphate metabolic process; ribose phosphate metabolic process. The record is from RefSeq and is a predicted model, not a curated record. The transcript is spliced from 5 exons. Bases 86 to 754 code for a protein of 222 amino acids. Gene Ontology annotation, molecular function: UDP-sugar diphosphatase activity; metal ion binding. Lineage: Eukaryota; Metazoa; Chordata; Mammalia; Carnivora; Felidae.